Messenger RNA from Melitaea cinxia (Glanville fritillary), 2494 nucleotides. It is a transcript of the gene Tace, whose product is annotated as ADAM 17-like protease. The transcript has 17 exons. The record is from RefSeq and is a predicted model, not a curated record. Lineage: Eukaryota; Metazoa; Arthropoda; Insecta; Lepidoptera; Nymphalidae. Gene Ontology annotation, biological process: membrane protein ectodomain proteolysis; Notch signaling pathway. Gene Ontology annotation, molecular function: metalloendopeptidase activity. The coding region runs from base 102 to 2405 and encodes 767 amino acids. Gene Ontology annotation, cellular component: plasma membrane.
UUUUUGAACUGCAAUUAUAUCAUGUAUAUAUUGAUAGUAAAAUAUUGUUCAAGUACUUAAAGAAUUAAGUGUAAAAUAUUAUAUACCUCCUCUUUUCCAUAAUGGAAAUAAAGUACUUGAUCUCACUUAUAAUAAUUACUACUUUUAUGUAUUAUUGUCAUUGUUCUAUAUACCAAAACUUAAAAUAUUUUGAGACAUUGCAUGCUUCGAAAUUUACUCAUCACAUUGUGAAACGAGGUGUUAAGUUGUCCCACCACCCUUUCAAUAUCAUUAAGGAAUUGCAUUUCCAAACUCUGGGAAAGAACUUUAGGCUUAUACUUCACCCUCAUAACUCAGUUUUGCAUUCUAACUUCAAAGCAUAUUCAGUAGAUGCUGAUGGAAAUAAAAGUGUUGUUCAUAUAGAUUAUGAUAACUUUUACACUGGAAGAGUGUUUGGAGAAACAUCCUCAGAUGUAAGGCUACACAUUGAGGAUGGAGUCAUUACAGGUAUAAUACAUACACCUGAUGAAACUUAUCAUAUUGAGCCCUCAUGGCGACAUCUUUCUCAUCUUGAUGACAAAACUAUGAUUACAUACCGAUCUUCAGACAUAAGAUUCAGUUGGUCCAGUUCAGACAAGAGGAAACCAAGAGUCUGUGGUUAUGUUAAGGAAGGCAAAGAGUUAGAAGAUGAUGAUGGUGAAGAUGAUUACAAUGAAAACUUAGAAUCUAACCAAGAACAAUUAGAAAAAGAUAAGUACUUUAAUCAAUAUCAAGACAAACAUAAGGACAAACAAUUCCUUGACUCAAGCCAUAAUAACCAACAGAAAGUAGUUAACAGAGUUAAAAGACAAAGUGACUAUGAGUACACUCCUACCAAGACAAGGUGUCCCUUGCUGCUUGUUGCGGAUUACAGAUUCUUUCAGGAAAUGGGAGCGAGUAAUACAAAAACUACUAUUAAUUAUUUGAUCAGCCUUAUAGACCGAGUUCAUAAAAUAUACAAUGAUACUGUCUGGCAGGAUCGCCAGGAUGCGGAUGGGUUCAAAGGAAUGGGUUUUGUUAUAAAAAAAAUAUUAGUACAUUCAGAACCGACGCGCGUGCGAGGUGGCGAAGCGCAUUACAACAUGGUGCGGGAAAAGUGGGACGUUCGCAACCUUCUGGAGGUCUUCAGCCGUGAAUACUCACACAAAGACUUCUGUCUGGCGCACCUUUUCACUGAUCUCAAGUUUGAGGGUGGUAUUCUUGGCCUUGCUUACGUAGGUUCUCCUAGACGGAAUUCUGUUGGAGGCAUAUGUACACCAGAAUACUUCAAGAACGGCUACACCCUGUACUUGAACUCGGGGCUGUCGUCGUCGCGCAACCACUACGGGCAGCGCGUCAUCACCCGCGAGGCGGACCUCGUGACGGCGCACGAGUUCGGCCACAACUGGGGCUCCGAGCACGACCCCGACGUGGCCGAGUGCUCGCCUGCCGCCAGCCACGGCGGCUCCUACCUCAUGUACACCUACAGCGUCAGCGGCUACGACGUCAACAACAAGCGGUUCUCCCCGUGCAGCCUGCGCUCCAUCCGCAAGGUGCUGCAGGCGAAGUCGGGCCGCUGCUUCUCCGAGCCCGAGGAGAGCUUCUGCGGGAACUUACGCGUCGAGGGCGGCGAGGAGUGUGACGCCGGCCUGCUUGGUACCGAAGACAACGAUAUGUGUUGUGAUAAAAACUGUAAGCUUAGGAAGAAUCAAGGAGCUGUCUGCAGCGACAAGAACUCGCCGUGCUGCGCGGGCUGCGUGUUCGCGGCGCCGGGCGUGGUGUGUCGCGAGGCGGCGCACUCCGCCUGCGAGGGCGAGGCCACCUGCAACGGCGCCUCCGCCGACUGCCCCAAGGCACCUGCCAUCGCAGACGAGCACGAGUGUGCGGAGCGCGGGCGCUGCCGCAACGGCUCGUGCGUGCCCUACUGCGAGACGCAGGGCCUGCACAGCUGCAUGUGCGACAUCGUUGCGGAUGCCUGCAAGCGAUGCUGUAGAAAGAGUUUGAACAAGACAUGUUUUCCGGUCGCUCACAACGAUAUCCUACCGGACGGAACCCCCUGUAUUCAAGGCUUCUGUAAUAAAGGAGUUUGUGAAAAGACGAUUCAGGAUGUGGUCGAGCGGUUCUGGGACAUUAUUGAAGACAUUAACAUUAACAACGUGCUCGGAUUCCUCCGCGACAACAUUGUCGGUGUCGUCGUACUCGUCACCGCGUUUGUUUGGAUACCUGCCAGCUGUGUGAUAAGUUACGUAGACCGACGACGACAGCGACAGCAUCAGAAGUACAUGGAGUGGGAGCGACAACACGACCUCAUACAUCCCUCGUCGCCGCGAAAAAUAUUGUACACUAGGUUGCCAAAGCAAAAACCGCCCGGAAUCAAAACAGUCAUUCAAGGAAGCAGUCAACUUUAAGUUUCUCAAGUUUAAAAUAUUUUUAAGAAUACUUUAAUUUCUUAACUGUAAAACCAUGACAGUCUAGUAAAUAAAAAUUCGAAUUAAUA